Brassica napus (rape) is the source of this 1749-nucleotide messenger RNA. Its product is annotated as trihelix transcription factor GTL1-like. The transcript has a single exon. Lineage: Eukaryota; Viridiplantae; Streptophyta; Magnoliopsida; Brassicales; Brassicaceae. The record is from RefSeq and is a predicted model, not a curated record. Bases 314 to 1564 code for a protein of 416 amino acids.
AUUUUUUUUGGAUUUAUUGUCGUCACAAACGGUGGCCAGAAAAAGCAGCUCCAUAGUAUUACCAAAACCAGGCCCUUGGUUUUGGCUUGACUUGACUAUGAACAAAAUCUCCAAAAAAGGAAAGAAAAUUAAAAUUAAAAAUAAAAACAAAACCAAAACCAAAACCACAAAACCAUGGGUAGUUUUCAGACCAUCCCUCUGACGGCCCAAAACCAGCUACUCUGUUUCUCUGUUUUGUACUAUAUCUUACUCAACUCUCUCUCUCUCGUCCUUUGACUCUCUGAUACAGAAACCACUUCACAAUUCAAAUAAGAUGGAACCUAACGGCUUCUCUGCGUUUGAUCCGAGAAUGUUAACCUUAGAAACCCCGCAGAACCCACCAAACCCGGUGCAGUUCCAGCAUCCGCAUCCUUACUCCACCGCCGGCGAUCAGCAUCCACAUCAUCAACAACCGUUGAAGUCCUUGUACCCUCGCUCCUCCAAAGCCAUGCAACUCUCCCCGUUAAGCGGCGGCGACGACGAAGACCGCGGGUCUGGUUCCGGGUCCGGGUGCCACCCGGAAGACAGCGUGGGAACCGACGGGAAGAGGAGAGCCUCUCCGUGGCAUCGGAUGAAAUGGACGGACACGAUGGUUCGGCUCCUGAUCAUGGCGGUGUACUACAUCGGCGACGAAGGUGGGUUAGUAGGCGAUCAAACCGAGGCCAAGAAAAAAAUCAGCGGCGGCGGCGGAGGAGGUGGUGGCGGCGGCGGCGGCGGAGGAGGAGCGGUGUUGCAGAAGAAAGGGAAGUGGAAGUCGGUGUCGAGAGCAAUGGUGGAGAAAGGCUUCUCCGUUUCGCCGCAACAGUGCGAGGACAAGUUCAACGACUUGAACAAAAGGUACAAGAGAGUCAACGACAUCCUCGGGAAAGGGACAGCGUGUCGUGUCGUGGAGAAUCAAGCCUUGCUCGAGACGAUGGAUCAUCUCACUCCUAAACUGAAAGACGAAGUCAAGAAGCUGCUCAACUCUAAACAUCUCUUCUUCAAGGAGAUGUGCGCUUACCACAACAGCUGCGGCCAUCUCGACCAACCGCAAGCGAGUCAGGCUCCGAGUCAUCACCGUCCGGAGCAGCAGAGCUGUUUUCACGCGGCGGAGGUAGCGGAAGAGUCGGAGACGGCGGAGGAUUCGGAGUCGGAGAUGGAGGAGGAGGAGACGAGCAAGAAGCGGAGGAGAGGGGAAGGAGUAUCCGGGGCCGUGAAGAGGAUGAGAGAAGAGACGGCGCGUGCGUUGGAUGAUACGGGGAAGAGCGCGUGGGAGAAGAGGGAGUGGAUGAGGAGGAAGGCGUUGGAGCUGGAGGAGAGGAAGGUUGGGUACGAGUGGGAGGCGGUGGAGAUGGAGAAGGAGAGAGUGAAGUGGAUGAGGUAUAGGAGCAAGAAAGAGAGGGAAAUGGAGAAGGCUAAGCUCGAGAACCAGCGACGGAUGCUUGAGACUGAGAGGAUGGUUUUGAUUCUCCGGCGGAGGGAGAUUGAGCUGGUGGAGUUACAGUCGUUGGGUAAACGGGUCGACCCGAGUUCCGCAACCGGGUGAGCUGAUUAGUGUUAGGAACUUAGGAUUAACGAUGUUUUGGGUUAGAUUAGUUUCAGUUCUCUGGCAUGUUUAGGAUUCUCACAUUUUCGACAUAAUCAGCAGAGUCAUUUUUUUUUAUAUGUAAAGGCAAAACGUAUUUUGAAUGAUUUAAGUAGAAAAGUCAGAGGAAAUGUAUCUAUCUCGAA